UUUCCUACUUUCCUUCUUUCACUUGUAGCUCCGUUGCCGUGUUUUACGUGUGUUAAGCCUGUCUCUGAGUUUGUGAGCUUUCUUACGAGUGCGAAAGUAACCGCUAGCCAUGAGCAGAUUUUUCGCCACCGGAUCGGACUCUGAGUCCGAAUCUGAGUCAUCGGAGGAGGAGCAGAUCCCGCAGAAGGCAACAGCCAUCACAUCGGCAUAUGCCUUCAGCGAUGAUGAGGAAGAAGCCAAGCGUGUUGUUCGCAGCACGCGAGAGAAAAGGUUUGAGGAGCUGACUGACAUCAUCAAACAGAUCAAGAACCACAAAAAGAUCAAGGAUAUGAGUAAACUUUUAACAAGUUUUGAAAACUUGACAAAGGCCUUUCAGAAAGCCAAAGUGGUCAUUGAUAAGGAAGAAGGGGGCAACAUUCCCAAGUUCUUCAUUCGGAGCCUUGUCGAGCUCGAAGACUUCGUGACGGAGUGCUGGGAGGACCGUGAGGGGCGCAAGAACAUGUCCAAGAACAACUCCAAGUCGCUGGCCACCCUGCGGCAGAAGUUGCGUAAGUACAACAAGGACCACGAGGCUGACAUCGCCAAAUAUCGUGAGAAUCCAGAAGAAGAGGACGAAGAGCGUGAGGAUGACGAAGACAAGGACUCUGAUGUCGACGACGAGAUGAGCUUCAAAAAGAAGGUGUCCUCGAAAGCUGAUAAAGACGAUGCGAAAUCCAAGUUCGUCAAGGGUGGCUCUGAUGACGAGUCGGAUGACGAUUCAAUGGAUUGGGGAUCAUCGGAUGAGAGUGAAAGCUCUUCGUCGAGCGACGACGAAAAGUAUGGCGGAAACCUGGCCAACAAGUUCUUGAAGAACCGAGCUGGUGGUGAGAAGGACGAGCAGAAGGAACAGCGUCGUCGUGAGAAGAAGCGAGAGCAAAAGGACAAGCGCCGUGAGGAUGACGAGGAAGGAUGGGAGGAAGUCAAGGGUGGCGUGCCGCUCAUCAUGGAGAAACCCAAGAUGUUUGCCAAGGACGCUGAGAUCAACCACCAAGUUGUGCUGAAGAAGCUGAAUGAAAUCAUGGCCGCUCGAGGCAAGAAGGGCACCGACCGUUCGGAGCAGAUUGAGCUGCUUAGCGAGCUGCUGGCCAUCUCGCAAGCCCACAACCUGGGUCCCGGCUUUCAGCUGAAAAUCGUCUUUGCUGUCGUGUCGGCCAUCUUCGACUACAACCCCAACAUAGCAACCUGCAUGAAGCUCGACAUGUGGCACAAGUGCCUGGAGUUCAUCAACAUGCUUCUCGACAUUUUGAUCGAGAACAGCAACAUCUCGGUUGGCGAGCAUGUUGCGGAGGAGUCUGAGAGUCUGGUGACACCACCGUACAAAGUUAAGGGAUGCAUCCUCACUGUGGUUGAACGUAUGGACGAGGAAUUCACCAAAAUUCUUCAGGGUUGUGAUGCCCACUCGCCAGAAUAUGUGGAACGCCUGAAAGAUGAGAAGAAUGUGUGCGACAUCAUAGAGCGACUGCAGGGUUACCUGGAAGGCAGGGGUUCUGCUUCAGAACUCUGCCACAUCUACCUUCGUCGCAUCGAGCACCUCUAUUACAAGUUCGACCCUACUGUCCUUGCUCAACGCACCAAAGGGAAAGGUGGCGAUGCCACCACCGAAAAGCAAGACACAGACACCGAAAAAGCGCCGGCUAUGCCCGAGAAGGCCCCCGAAACAAAAUCAGCGGAGGCUCCGGUUAUGAACGAGGCCGGCGGCGAUCAGCCUGCCGCAGUGCCCGAAAGCGAGCAGAAGCCACUCCCGCAGCCACCAGCCAAGAACAGCCUGGAGCAGAUGGAGCAGCUGUGCAAGUUCAUCUAUGCCAAGGACAGCACGGACCGCAUCCGUACGCAGGCCAUCCUCUGCCACAUCUACCACCAUGCACUGCACGACAACUGGUAUCAGGCGCGAGACCUCAUGCUCAUGUCUCAUCUACAGGAGAGCAUCCAGCAUGCAGACGUGCCCACCCAGAUCAUGUACAACCGAGCGCUGGUUCAGCUGGGUCUUUGUGCAUUCCGUCACGGAAACAUUCGUGACGCUCACAACGCCCUGCUGGACAUCCAGAGUGGUGGCCGUGCAAAGGAAAUGUUAGCCCAAGGUCUUCUGCCUCAGCGUAAGGAAGAGCGUACGAACGAGCAGGAGAAGAUUGAGAAACGGCGUCAGAUGCCCUUCCACAAGCACAUCAACCUGGAACUGCUCGAAUGUGUCUACCUAGUGUCUGCUAUGCUUCUUGAGAUUCCCCAAAUGGCUGCUCACGAACUGGAUGGCAGGAAAAGAAUGAUCAGCAAGUCGUUCCACUACCAGCUUCGCAACACAGAACGACAGCCGCUUGUUGGUCCCCCCGAGAGCAUGCGGGAGCACGUGGUGGCAGCCUCCAAGGCAAUGCGGGUGGGCCGCUGGCGCGACUGCUUCAACUACAUCAUCAACACCAAAAUGAACGCCAAGGUGUGGGACCUGUUCCACCAGGCGGACACUGUGCGUGCCAUGAUCGCCCAGAAGAUCAAGGAGGAAUCCCUGCGCACUUUCCUAUUCACCUACAGUAGCGUCUACGACUCGCUCUCCAUCGAAACGCUAGCCGAAAUGUACGAGCUCAACAAGUCGGUCGUCCACUCCAUCAUCAGCAAGAUGAUCAUUGGAGAGGAGCUCAUGGCGUCUCUGGAUGAGCCCAACCUCAUGGUGGUAUUACACAAAACGGAGCCCUCGCGUAUCCAGGCUCUGGCCUUGCAGCUCUGCGACAAGGUGACAAACCUGGUCGACCACAACGAUCGCCUGCUCGAGAUCAAGCUCGGCUCCUUCUUUGGUCGGGGUGCAGGCCUUCAAGGAUUCAGGGACUCUGGUUACCAAAAGGAUGGCUAUGGCCAGCGGGAGCGCAACUGGGGCCGAAGACAGAACCAAAGGAACUAUUGAAGAGGUGGUUCUUAUAAUUAUUGUUUGCUAAAUAAACUAAAAGGUCCGGCCUGA
Molecule: messenger RNA, 2980 nt
Organism: Rhipicephalus microplus (southern cattle tick)
Lineage: Eukaryota; Metazoa; Arthropoda; Arachnida; Ixodida; Ixodidae
Gene: eIF3c
Product: eukaryotic translation initiation factor 3 subunit c
Biological process (GO): translational initiation
Cellular component (GO): eukaryotic translation initiation factor 3 complex
Molecular function (GO): translation initiation factor binding; RNA binding; translation initiation factor activity
Source: RefSeq, a predicted model, not a curated record